AAUAAAUUUCAAGAAGAAGAAGAAAUAGAAACAGAAAUCUGCUGCGUCACCCCAGUAGUUCGACGUUCAUGGGUUCUCUGAGCUUUUAAUACCGAACGCUAAUCUGUUGCCUUAUAUACGGACCAGAGUCAUUGAGUAGCGGUAGGCAACACUCACAAGCUGUCCGAUGAAGAAAGAAAAUUGUCUGUAGCCUCCAUCGUCUCUGAAUUUCUUUCAAUGAUAAAAACUAGGUCUUUUAAAGACGUCGUUCACAUCGUCGAGAAAAAUCGUAAUUCUCAGUUGGUGAAACGUCUAGAAUCUAGUUUUCUUUGUUACUGUGGUUUAUGUUUAUUUAUCACACUUGCCAAACUGGGUGGGGCUCUGGACGACAAACAGCGGAGAUCGAGCGAAACGAAAUAAAUAAAGUCAUCUCAUCGAUCAGCUUUAUUAAAGUCAGAUUCUGCUCAUCUCUACAAGAACACGAAGAACAUGCUCUUUAUAUUUUUGUUAGUAAUGCACGGAGUGUCUGGUGCAGAGAAAGAUGAAACGUCCGUGUCCGUGACAGAGGGGGAUGCUGUUACUCUACAAACUGGUCUUUCUAAAGUACUGAACGAUGAUACCAUACUAUGGAUGUUUGGACCUAAAGACUCUCUCAUAUGUCAAAUAAGAAGAAAGGAUGAAUUGACUCCAAUUUUUUUCACUGAUGAUGUGGGAUUCAGAGGCAGAUUGCUGGUGGAUCAAAACACUGGUUCUCUCACCAUCAGAAACACCAGAAAAAGACACUCAGGACAAUAUAAAUUAACCAUCUCUAGUGAAAAGACUACGACCAAAAUAUUUAAUGUUACUGUAUUUGUUGUGGUUGGUGAGACAGAUGGAAUGAAGUCAGUAUCAUUAUCAGUCUUGCUGGGAGAUCAUGUCACUCUACCUGCUCAUUCUGAAGCACACAAAGAUGCUCUGAUGCUGUGGAGGUUUGGCGAUAAAGGCAUCCUCCUGGCUAAAAUUGACAUUGAGACCAAUGAGACCUCAUUAAACGAUGCUGAUGAGGGCUUCAGAGAUCGGCUCCAGGUGGAUCAGACCGGAUCUCUGACCAUCAAGAACACCAGAACCACAGACUCUGGACUUUAUGAACUACAGAUCAAAGGCAGUGAGGGUUCACAGCGAUUCCUGGUUUCUGUCAGUGAUCCAGGUCUUUCUUCAGGUGGUAUAGCAGGAAUUGUUGGUGUUGUUGCUCUUGUUGUGAUGCUCCUGACUGGAACCUUUGUGACUUACUAUCACCGCAGAAUCUCUCAUUUAAAAAAGCAAAUUGUCGAAGAGAAGAAGGAGACAGUGACGGAGGGAGAAUCUGUCACUCUACAUGCUGGUCUGACUGAAACACAGGGAGAUAUUACGAUACAGUGGUGCUAUGAAUCUGAAGACAACCUCAUUGCUGAAAUCAGUAAUGGGCACAGAAGGACACUGCCAGGUGCUGAUGGGAGAUUCAGAAGUAAACUGAAGCUGGAUGAGAAGACUGGAGAUCUCAAUAUCAGUAACAUCAGGACCAUUCACUCUGGACUCUAUAAACUCAAGAUCAGCAGCAGCACCAUUGGAACCAAAUACAAGAGAUUCAUUGUUUCCGUCAAUGUGAAGUCAGUGCCAGCGACGGCAGGAGGUUCUGUCAUUCUCCAGACUAAUGCUGAAAUACAAAGUGGUGAUCUAAUAUUGUGGACAUUUGGAGCUGAAAAUCUUCUCGUUAAAGUUAAUUUAGGAAUGACUAGUAUUAGUGAGAGAUUCAGAAACAGACUGGAGCUGGAUGAUCAGACUGGAUCUCUGACGAUUAGAGACAUCACAGAUACAGACUCUGGACAUUUUAAACUACAAAUUAUCAACAGAGAACAGACCACAUUCAGGAGAUUCAAUGUAACGGUCAGUGACCGUGAUGGAAACCAAGUGAAUGAAUCAGUGACUGAAGUGAUGCCGCUGUUGAGUGAAAAUGUUCCUAAUGGAACGAAUGAGCAGGAAGAGACGAGUUCACUUUAAUGAGAUAAGACACGCCCAUCAUUGCCCAAUCACUGUGACAUCAACAUUAGACCUCAACAUACUGUAUCUCUACUUUUCCAUGGUGCCACAAUGAUCCAUGGUGCUACAAUUACCAAAAAGGUCUUUACACUUUUAAGAGUGCAGCUGUACUACACUCUUAAAAAUAGCGACUUAAGACUGCUUUUGUGGUCCAGGGUCACAAAUAUGAUAUUUUUAACAUAAAUCUGAAACAAUUUCAGAUCAUCACAUUGACUGACAUUUUCAGUGUCUCUCUUCAUAUGAUGCAGGUCUUUCUUGGAGUGUUAUAGCAGGAAUAGUUGUUGGUAUUAUUGUUCCUGUUCUGCUGAUCCUGACUGCCUUUGUGAUUUUACUAUCGCCGCAGGAUUUAUGAAUUAAAAAGGCAAAUGGGUAAGUAUAAUAUACUUAACCAUCUCCUCCAAACUUGCUAGGAUUUUCUUUAAACUGUGUACAUUGUAGUAUUUAAUUUGAGUAAUUUGUUUUUCCAUUUCAUUUAAAAUCAAACCACUGACUAGGAUGUUCAUGCUCUGAAGUAAGUUUCGAAUUAGUGAGAUUUUUGAUAUUCAGUGAAUUUCUAUAAAUUCUUGUCAGCACAGAAUCAGUUUAGUCCAUCAUUCCUGGACUAAGUGUCUUGCAACUAUGGCAUUCAAUAAUUUUUGACCUAAUGAAGAGGGAGCAACCGCACACUCACUUAAGCAUAGACUAUUUAUUAACCAAUGUUUCGGCUAGUAGCCUUUUUCAAG
This is a messenger RNA of Onychostoma macrolepis, 2756 nucleotides long. RefSeq lists its product as uncharacterized. The transcript is spliced from 7 exons. NCBI's taxonomy places the organism in Eukaryota, Metazoa, Chordata, Actinopteri, Cypriniformes, Cyprinidae. The record is from RefSeq and is a predicted model, not a curated record. Bases 469 to 1995 code for a protein of 508 amino acids.